AUGCCGGUCCGCAGGGGCCACGUCGCGCCCCAAAACACUUACCUGGACACCAUCAUCCGCAAGUUCGAGGGCCAGAGUCGUAAGUUCCUGAUCGCCAACGCUCAGAUGGAGAACUGUGCCAUCAUUUACUGCAACGACGGCUUCUGUGAACUCUUCGGCUACUCCCGAGUGGAAGUGAUGCAGAGACCAUGCACCUGCGACUUCCUCACAGGCCCCAACACCCCGCGCAGUGCCAUGUCCCGCCUAGCGCAGGCCCUGCUGGGGGCCGAGGAGUGCAAGGUGGACAUCCUCUACUACCGCAAGGAUGCCUCCUGCUUCCGCUGCCUGGUGGAUGUGGUGCCCGUGAAGAACGAGGACGGGGCGGUCAUCAUGUUCAUCCUCAACUUCGAGGACCUGGCGCAGCUCCUGGCCAAGCGGGGAAGCCGCAGCCUGUCCCAGCGCCUGCUGCGACAGAGCUUCCUGGGCUCGGAUGGGUCUCAUGGCAGGCCAGGGGCACAGGGGCCUGGAGCGGGCAGGGUCAAGUACAGGACCAUCAGCCAGAUCCCGCAGUUCACACUCAACUUUGUGGAGUUCAACCUGGAGAAGCACCGCUCCGGCUCCACCACAGAGAUUGAGAUCAUCGCGCCCCACAAGGUGGUGGAGCGGACCCAGAACGUCACCGAGAAGGUCACCCAGGUCCUGUCCCUGGGAGCGGACGUGCUGCCAGAGUACAAGCUGCAGGCCCCUCGCAUCCACCGGGGGACCCUCCUGCACUACAGCCCCUUCAAGGCUGUGUGGGACUGGCUCAUCCUGCUGCUGGUCAUCUACACAGCCGUCUUCACGCCCUACUCGGCCGCCUUCCUGCUCAGCGACCAGGACGAGUCUCAGCGCGGGGACUGCGGCUACACCUGCAGCCCGCUAACCGUGGUGGACCUCAUCGUGGACAUCAUGUUUGUGGUGGACAUCGUCAUCAACUUCCGCACCACCUACGUCAACACCAACGACGAGGUGGUCAGCCACCCCCGGCGCAUCGCCGUCCACUACUUCAAGGGCUGGUUCCUCAUCGACAUGGUGGCCGCCAUCCCCUUCGACCUGCUCAUCUUCCGCACCGGCUCUGAUGAGACCACAACCUUGAUUGGACUGCUGAAGACAGCGCGGCUGCUACGGCUGGUGCGUGUGGCUCGGAAGCUAGACCGCUACUCUGAGUAUGGGGCGGCGGUUCUCUUCCUGCUUAUGUGCACCUUUGCGCUCAUCGCGCACUGGCUGGCCUGCAUCUGGUAUGCCAUCGGCAACGUGGAGCGGCCCUACCUGGAGCCCAAGAUCGGCUGGUUGGACAGCCUGGGCGCGCAGCUCGGCAAGCGCUACAACGGUAGUGACCCAGCCUCGGGCCCCUCAGUGCAGGACAAGUACGUCACCGCCCUGUACUUCACCUUCAGCAGCCUCACCAGUGUGGGCUUUGGCAACGUCUCCCCCAACACCAACUCUGAAAAGGUCUUCUCCAUCUGCGUGAUGCUCAUUGGCUCCCUCAUGUACGCCAGCAUCUUCGGCAACGUGUCGGCCAUCAUCCAGCGCCUGUACUCGGGCACGGCUCGCUACCACACGCAGAUGCUGCGGGUCAAGGAGUUCAUCCGCUUCCACCAGAUUCCCAACCCCCUGCGGCAGCGCCUGGAGGAGUACUUCCAACACGCCUGGUCCUACACCAACGGCAUCGACAUGAAUGCGGUGCUGAAGGGCUUCCCCGAGUGCCUGCAGGCCGACAUCUGCCUGCACCUGCACCGCGCGCUGCUGCAGCACUGCCCCGCCUUCCACGGCGCCAGCAAGGGCUGCUUGCGCGCCCUCGCCGUCAAGUUCAAGACGACGCAUGCGCCACCCGGGGACACGCUGGUGCACCUCGGCGACGUGCUCUCCACGCUCUAUUUCAUCUCCCGCGGCUCCAUCGAGAUCCUGCGCGACGACGUGGUGGUGGCCAUCCUCGGAAAGAAUGACAUCUUUGGAGAGCCCGUUAGCCUCCAUGCCCGGCCGGGCAAGUCCAGCGCAGAUGUACGGGCCCUGACCUACUGUGACCUGCACAAGAUCCAGCGGGCAGACCUGCUGGAGGUGCUGGACAUGUACCCUGCCUUCGCAGACAGCUUCUGGAGUAAGCUGGAAGUCACCUUCAACCUGCGGGACUAUGAAGAUAGCUACCAAUUACGGAGUGCCAACUAUGUGGCAGGCGGUGGUCACCAGGCAUCACCCCAACAGGCUCCACGCAGUCAAGACCACCAGGGCUUCUUCCUCAGUGACAACCAGUCAGGUGCAGCCCCUUCCCUGAGCAUCUCAGACGCAUCUGGCCUCUGGCCUGAGUUGCUGCAGCAAGUGCCCCCCAGGCCAAGUCAGAGCCCCCCAAACCCUCAGGGAGACUCAGACUGCUGGCCUCGGGAGCUAGGCUCCAGGCUAGAGCAGCUCCAGGCCCAGAUGAACAGGCUGGAGUCCCGCAUGUCUUCAGACCUCAGCCGCAUCCUGAAGCUCCUUCAGCAGCCCCUUCCCCAGGACCGCACUGGCUACAUCUUGGGAACCUCCACCUCCAAUGACCUGGCCUUGUUCCCUGCAACCUCAGCGACUCAGAGUCCAGGAACUCAGCUGCCCCGGGGUGACCCACCCCCGGCACAGAUGCCCAGCUACGGUGACACGGAUGAAUGGAGGCCGGAGCUCAGGAACUCUUCCUCUAGGAUGCCCCCCUCUGCCGUGGAAAUGGACAGAACUCUGACACUGUCCUCGGAACAGAAGCAGCCCGAGGGGCUCCUGUCACCCCUGGCCUCCCCUCUGUGUCCCUUGGAGGUACAGGGACUUGUCUGUGGUCCCCGCUUCCCCUCCCUCCCUGAACACCUCAGCUCUGUGCCCAAGCAGUUGGAGUUCCAGAGACAUGGCUCAGAUCCUGGGUUUUCGAGGAGCUAG
Molecule: messenger RNA, 2913 nt
Organism: Budorcas taxicolor (takin)
Lineage: Eukaryota; Metazoa; Chordata; Mammalia; Artiodactyla; Bovidae
Gene: KCNH6
Product: potassium voltage-gated channel subfamily H member 6
Exons: 14
Coding region: 1-2913 (970 amino acids)
Biological process (GO): membrane repolarization during action potential; regulation of ventricular cardiac muscle cell membrane repolarization; regulation of heart rate by cardiac conduction
Cellular component (GO): membrane
Molecular function (GO): inward rectifier potassium channel activity
Source: RefSeq, a predicted model, not a curated record